AUGAUUGUGAAUGCACCUGUUGUUACUCCUGUUUCCUUUGAAACUGAUCCGGUGAGUGUUGAUCCAAUCUUUAUUGGAAGAGAUGAUGAUGUGCCUAAACUGGUUCACAUGCUCACCCAAACCCACCAAGAGGAAGAGAAACGGAUGUUUUCCAUCGUUGCUCUGGUUGGAAUGGGGGGUGGUGAUGAAUGUCAAAGUAAGGAAGCUAUCCUGAGAAAGCUAAAAGAUGCUCUCAAGGAGAAAACAUACUUUCUUGUUCUUGAUGAUGUAUGGAAUGAAGAUAUUAAGGAAUGGGAAGGCUUUAUGAACUCCAUGUCAGGAGUUACUUCUACCAUGGGAAAUGGCAUUAUCAUCACUACCAGGAGCCAAAAUGUUGCUUCAAUUGUGACCCCACUUGAAUACACUUUAAGUGGCUUAUCAGACGAUGAAUGUUGGUCCAUAAUCAAAGAAAAAGCUUUCGAUGCAAAUGGUGAAGUUCCACCGGAGUUUGAGAUGAUUGGAAAAGAGAUUGCGAAAAGAUGUCAGGGUUUGCCUUUAGCUGCCAAUGUAGUCGGGGGUGUGCUUCGCCAUAAGUCCGAAGAAGAGUGGCGUUUGAUCAAUGAAAAAGGCCUUUCAAAUGGUGAGGGUGCUGAAAAUAUCAAAGAGAUACUGAAAUUGAGCUUUGAUUAUCUGUCUCCACCACCACUCAAAAGGUGUUUCGCGUAUUGUUCGGUUUUCCCCAAAGGCAAGGAAAUCGUGAAGCAGGAUCUGAUUGAACUGUGGAUGGGAGAAGAGUUUCUUCAACUGAACAAAGAAGAUGAUAUGGAGUCUCUGGGCAACAUGUUCUUUAAUGUUCUUAUACAAAACUCUUUGCUACAAGUUGCAAAGGGAGAUUAUUUAGGAGAUGUGGUAAGUUAUGUGAUGCAUGAUCUUGUGCAUGACCUUGCAUCCUCUGUUUUAUCUAAUAGGACACCAAUUCGAUACAUGUAUCUCAAAAAAGGAUCAAGUCCUAUUCCAAAAGAAGUGGCAAAGCAUUUGCGUACAUUAAUCUUUGAAGGUGACCCUUCCCAUACCAAGUUCUCAAACUUCAAAAGUCUGCGUAAUCUAACACUUACCAGUUAUGAUUGUAAAGAGUUGCCCAAUUCAAUUCGGGAGUUGAUACAUUUGAGAAAAUUGGAUAUUUUGUGUACAUCAAUCGAAAACUUGCCGGGGUGGAUCGGUGAACUCCAUCACUUGCAAACAUUAAGUGUGGGCAAUGGUGGGAAAAAACUGCCAAACACAUUGACAUACUUGAUUAAUUUAAGACGUCUUUAUGUGGAUAGUGACAAGUUGCCUGUAAAGAUUGGGAGAUUAACUAGUCUCCAAACACUACCAGAGUUUUCAGUGGGCAAUGAGAAGGGAUAUUGGAUUGAAGAGCUCAGAAGUUUGAAGAAUCUCAAGAAAAGUCUAAAGAUUCAACAUCUUGAAAGAGUGUGUGACGAGAAAGAGGUAAUGAAAGCAAAUAUGUUGGAGAAACCAAACCUGCAUGAAUUGGUGCUUCAAUGGGAUGAGGUUGAUUUCAGCGAAAGAAAUGAUGAGAGUGUGUUGGAAGGUCUUAGACCUCAUGCAAAUUUGAAGAAGUUGACCAUUGAUGGAUACAGAGGAAAAAGAUUUCCAACAUGGUUACAGGGUGAAGGCUCUAUCUUACCACUUCAUAACUUGAUUAAGUUAAAUCUCACUGGAUGCUCGGAAUGCGAGGAAAUAACAUUGUACCAUUUGCCAAAUUUAAGAUCGUUCUUUAUAAGGGAAUUAAAGAGUUUGAAAUGUUUGCCAAAGAGGUUUUUCUAUAACCAUUGCAAUCUCUCAUACUUGGACAUUUAUGAUUGUGAUAUGUUGGAAGCAUUACCAGAUGGGCUGGAUACCUUGAAUUCUUUGGAGGUGUUGAGUAUAGAAAGGUGUAAAAAUCUGAAGUCGAUAGGGAAUCCAAGCUGCGGAGGAGAAGGAGAAAAUCAAGGAAACCUCCGCGAGCUGAGCAUUAGAGACUGCGGAGAACUGAUGGAAUUGCCCCGUCAAAUGCUAGAGUUGUGGGCACCUACAAUUGAGGUUCUUGAAUUGGAAGGAUUAAGGAGCCUAACAAAUCUACCAAUGCUAAUUGACUGCCUCGCUAAAUCAUCUCAUCUGAGAACUUUGGAAAUCAGAGGCAUUCCUAAAUUGAUGUCUGCUGGUAGUGUCGAGAGUUGGGAUUUAGGUAGCUUGAAGUGGUUAGAGAUAGAUGUGCAUGAGGAGUGGCCAAAAGAGACAAGUGUUGCCAUUAAUGAGACUGUGAAUGGCAUAUUGGAAGGCUGUUGCAACUCACUUGAGAGAUUAACAUUGAGAAGGGUGGACAUUUGGGAGUGGCUGCCUCAAUCAAUUAACCGUCUCACUUCUCUUUGGGAUUUAAAGUUAGAGAAUAUAGGGAUAGAAGAAUUGAGAGUGGAAAAUUGGGAGUGGCUGCCUCAAUCAAUUCAACGUCUCACUUCUCUUUCUUGGUUGAAGUUAGAAAAUAUAGGGAUAGAAGAAUUGCCGCAAUGGUUGGGAAACCUCUCAGCUCUAGAGACGUUACGUCUAGAUGGCUGCACAAAGUUGAGGUGCCUGCCCUCUAUGGAUGCUUUGAAGCACCUCACUAAAUUUGGGUGGUUAUAUAUUAAUAACUGUCCAAAGCUAAGUAUUGAUUCGGAGUGGCGCAACCACCAUCCCAAGCUCAUAAUCAGGUGA
Messenger RNA from Salvia hispanica, 2712 nucleotides. NCBI's taxonomy places the organism in Eukaryota, Viridiplantae, Streptophyta, Magnoliopsida, Lamiales, Lamiaceae. The record is from RefSeq and is a predicted model, not a curated record.